ACUUGUUGGUGAAGGAGCGUCCCCCGGCCCGUGUCCCAGGGAAACGGGGCAGCCGCCGGCGUUUGCAACUGAAGCCUGAUUCCGGUUGUGAGGGGAGCAAAUAGAAGAUUCUGUGAAGGUCGGAAGUGAGAAAACAGCUUGUUGUAAAGCUGCAGUACAUGCCAAUCGCGGUCAUGUGUCUCCAGCAGUGAAAUAUGAGCCUGCAGAUGUGAGCAGGAAGUGCAGCUGAGGCGAUUCUAUUUUGCUGAGCGACUGCAGGAAAAGGACGGAAUGGCUUCGAAUGAGAUGCGAAAAGAGCUAGAAGAUUUUCUGAAAGGGCUGAAUAUCGAGACAGUAUGUGAGGAGCACCCCGAGGUCUUUACAGUUGAAGCUAUGAUGCCUUAUGUGCAACAUCUUGAGGGGGCGCACAGUAAGAACUUGUUCCUUAAAGACAAGAAGAAGAAAAGCUUGUGGUUGGUGACUGUCUUACACAAUAGACAAGUCAACUUGAAUGACUUAGCAAAGAAGCUGGGUGUUGGAAGUGGAAAUCUACGCUUUGCAGAUGAAGGGACAAUGCUAGAAAAACUAAAAGUUGGUCAAGGUUGUGCGACACCAUUUGCUCUUUUCUGUGAUAAACAAGGGGAUAUAAAAUUUGUAUUGGAUUCAGACUUUGUAAAUGGAGAAUAUGAAAGAAUCUAUUUUCACCCAAUGACUAAUUCAGCUACAAUGGGUAUAAAGCCUGCAGACUUCCUACAUUUUGUAAAAGAAACAGGUCAUGAACCUACAAUACUAAAUUUUGAUUAAAAAAUAAAAUAAAAUCAUGUAAUCCUCAUUUUAAUGCACUGUGUAACCAAGUUAAUUUGUAAGUGUACAGGCAGUCCCCAGGUUACGUAUGAGUUCCAUUCCUGAGUCCAUCUUUAAGUCAGAUUUGUACGUAAGUCAGAACAAGUACAUUUGGUAUUAUUUAUCGUCAGUUAGUCAAACGUUUGUCUUAGUAUAUAGUAUAUAUUUUACCUUUCUAUGCAUAUAAAACACUUAAGAAACAUAUGUAUUCCAAUAAUUAAACCACUACAUUGCU
Hypanus sabinus (Atlantic stingray) is the source of this 1057-nucleotide messenger RNA. RefSeq names its product prolyl-tRNA synthetase domain containing 1 (gene prorsd1). The record is from RefSeq and is a predicted model, not a curated record. The transcript is spliced from 3 exons. Gene Ontology annotation, molecular function: aminoacyl-tRNA deacylase activity. NCBI's taxonomy places the organism in Eukaryota, Metazoa, Chordata, Chondrichthyes, Myliobatiformes, Dasyatidae. The coding region runs from base 271 to 783 and encodes 170 amino acids.